UGCGCAUGCGCAUUCUGGAUAUUUCUUCACGUGGAGCUAUCCUUCAGCGUACCAUAUUCAAGCUCACCAAGGAUUCGGGGUGCAGAUUCACGCCGGCUCUCAGACCUCACACACGUCCAGAAAUGGCUUUCAGAAAAUUCCUUCCUCUGUUUGACCGGGUGCUUGUGGAGCGCUUCACAGCAGAGACGGUAACAAAGGGGGGCAUCAUGCUGCCAGAGAAGUCUCAAGGCAAAGUGCUGCAGGCUACAGUGGUGGCAGUCGGACCUGGCUCUGUCACCCAGAAGGGAGAAAUCCAUCCAGUGAGCGUUAAGGUUGGGGAGAAGGUUCUCCUACCAGAGUACGGUGGGACUAAAGUCAUUUUGGAUGACAAGGACUAUUUCCUGUUCCGUGAUGCAGAUAUCCUCGGUAAAUAUGUUGAAUGAGUCGCCAGUCCUCAUGUAAAGUCCCUGACAUCCCCGGAGAGAAGAAAUUAAGUUCAUUCAUGUCUGUCUUUUUUUUUUUUUUUCUUCUUUUUUGUUCCUGUAAAUAAUUCUAAUCAUGUUUUGUUACAAUAAUAAAAGUGAAGACUCA
Pundamilia nyererei is the source of this 570-nucleotide messenger RNA. RefSeq names its product heat shock 10 protein 1 (gene hspe1). Gene Ontology annotation, cellular component: mitochondrion; mitochondrial matrix. The record is from RefSeq and is a predicted model, not a curated record. Gene Ontology annotation, molecular function: protein folding chaperone; protein-folding chaperone binding; metal ion binding. The coding region runs from base 6 to 422 and encodes 138 amino acids. NCBI's taxonomy places the organism in Eukaryota, Metazoa, Chordata, Actinopteri, Cichliformes, Cichlidae. The transcript is spliced from 4 exons.